Tribolium madens (black flour beetle) is the source of this 2035-nucleotide messenger RNA. RefSeq lists its product as uncharacterized. The transcript is spliced from 8 exons. Bases 12 to 1970 code for a protein of 652 amino acids. NCBI's taxonomy places the organism in Eukaryota, Metazoa, Arthropoda, Insecta, Coleoptera, Tenebrionidae. The record is from RefSeq and is a predicted model, not a curated record.
UAUUAUUUAAAAUGUGUCGUUUUUUGACAUCUUUCGCGAUUCUUGUUUUGUUAUUUCAGCCGACAAAACCUUUCGUACUUACAACCAUUGAAAUAACAGCCGAAUUUCUCGAACUAUUGAGAAAUUUAUACGAAACUUUUAACACAGUCAACGAUAAAGCAGACUUAAUUGACUUGCCAUAUAAGACCAAAGAGGAAAAAUUGUUUGAAAUAUUGGACAACGUCAAUCUUAGGAUUAAACAACUCGAUGACAGACUAUAUGGUUUUGAGCAAAACCUUAAUACGAUUAAUAAGAUGUUGAUUAAUCUCCCACAAGUGAUACGUUUAGAACUGAAUUUGAAUGACAUUCGUAAUAAACAAAGUUUUAUUAUGAAUUAUUAUGAUAAAAUGGAAAAGUACGUGAGAGAUUUUGAUGAAUAUGAAUCUUCCACGAUUACCAACAUUUGUGAUAAUGUUAUAUCAAACAAUCCAAAUUCAGUUCGUUUUUUAAUGGAAGCAAUCUACGAGCAUGUAAUUAGAGACGACUUUUUAAAACAGUUUCAAAAACAAUUCGAGCCCAAAGGAAAUCUUUUUUGUACGGAAGGCCAAUCAUCGCAAGACGUUCUCCACAAAUUUCUAAUCGAAAUUCUUUUAAUCAAUUUCAAGACUUUUUAUCUAGAACGAACAGCUUACACUAUUAAAAAACUGUAUCGACAAGGUAAUUUCACUAAAGAAAGCCAUCUCGCCCAGAAUGAAUAUUUUCGACGACAAAAUUCUCUAAUUAACAAAAUUAGUAAACACAUGAGGAGUUCAUCACGAGAAAUUUGGAGAUGUGAUCCCGACCAACACGUCGAAGGUGAAACUUAUGUGCAAAUAAGAAAUUUUCUUCACGGUUUUAUCCUCAAUAAAGUCAAUCUCGACCCUCAAGGAAAAUGUCGUGACGAAUGUGAUGUUUACAAAAUGACAAAAACGCAAAAAUGUCGUGACAAUAAUUGGUGCAAAAAAGAGCCAUCAUGUUCGAAAAUUGUCAAUUGUCAAUAUCUCGAUUCUUCAAUGAGAGUUUGUUCGAAUUCAAUGAAUAAACAUAACAGAAGGUAUCAGUAUGUAGAAUUGGGAAAUGGGCAAGUUUUAGGGGAAAAACAGGUUUGCCAAGGUUACAAAACCGAUUUGUCCACAUAUAUUGAUUGGGUGAUUUGGCGAUGUUCUUAUUGUUUUUGUUUGUGUGACGAAGGACCGAAAUAUUAUUCAGACAGAUACAUUAAUUUAAGGCUCAGUAUGGCAAAUUUGACUGAUAACAGAGUUGUCACAGGUUUGAGGUUUGUGAAACACAACAAAAUCAUCCAUUUGCAAAUCCAGGAAGGUAAACUCCUGGAAGGAGGAAAAAUCGCCCCGGAUUCCGUCCACUGGGUCCCCCCGGAAGAUUACAAAACAACUGAUCGAUAUAUUCAUGAAGGUCAAGACUACCAUAUUAUCACUUGGGAACAAAGAAGCAUCGAACUUAGUGAAUUAAUGGCGCAAAAAGGAUCGGUUAUAACCGGAGUCAGAUUUAGACGAGUUGGUGCACGUCUAGAUCUAGAAGCACUAACAACACCCUUUAAUUUCACAACCGGAAAACUUCAUCCCAACCCGGAAAUCUGGAGUAUUUUUGAGGGAACACCGAACCUCAAACUGCGACACAAAUUCGGACAAGAAGUUAAAUUAUCAUCACCGGAUAUUCCCACCCGGACGACAGAACCUCACAAUUUAAUCGCAACCGGAAAAUAUAUCGAUUUUACAAAUACAGAUUUGUAUAAAGAUGCAGCUCAAACCACGGUACCAUUUUUUGACGCUCAACAAGUCUAUAGCAAAAAUCCGGUACCACUUUCCGGGGUUGGGCUUUUACAUAGAGGACGCAAAGGCUCAGGAGGGUUUAUAGCCCCCAAAAUAUUCACCUAUGACUUUAGCCAACAUUUACUGAUAAAAAAUAAGCCAAAUGGACGAUUACGAAACUGAUUUGAUGAUAAGAUAACAGUAUCUGUGUUGUUGUUGUGUUAUAAAAAUAAAUGAUUUGUUUUUUC